AUGUCACCCGGGCCCGACCUUGCCCAGGUACAGGACCCGGUAUAUCCAAAAACCAUGUCCCACGCCCUAACAAUCCACGACCUCGACUCGAUCUCCCACAAGCACCUCGCCCUCGAAACCCUCGCCCAAAUCACGCGCAUCGAACGCAAAACUUUCCCCGCCUCCGAGGCCUUCGAUUUCUCCGACCCGUCGCUCUGGCGCCGCAGACCUAACACGUACGUUCUGUAUGCGACGCUCGCAGGUGAUGCAGAUAUAGCUGCGUCUGCGUCUACGUCUACGGCUACAGCUGUUUCCACCAUCGCAAAGGGACCCAAGAGGAUAUCAUCAACCGCCACAGCCCCAUCCCCAGCCGCAGCCACGGUCAUAGCCUACGCCCUCUACGUCCGCCAAAGGGGCACCGCGCUCCUGCACAAGCUGUGCGUCGCAGAGCCCUUCCGCGGUCAGGGCGUUGGCAGACAGUUGCUGACGCAUGUGAUUGGGCAGCAGCGGAGCCAGCGGAGCGGAAGGGGCUGUCUGGCUGUGCAACUGUGGGUGGAUGAGAAGAGGGAGGCGGCGCGGCGGCUGUAUGGGAGCUGCGGGUUUGUGGAGGUGGAGGUGGUGGAGGAUUAUUAUGGGCCUGGGAGGAAGGGUUUGAGGAUGGUGUUGGGGUUGGAGGGGGAUGGUGGAUGA
This is a messenger RNA of Histoplasma capsulatum G186AR, 669 nucleotides long. RefSeq names its product acetyltransferase. The record is from RefSeq and is a predicted model, not a curated record. Gene Ontology annotation, molecular function: acyltransferase activity, transferring groups other than amino-acyl groups. Bases 1 to 669 code for a protein of 222 amino acids. The transcript has a single exon. Lineage: Eukaryota; Fungi; Ascomycota; Eurotiomycetes; Onygenales; Ajellomycetaceae.